Molecule: messenger RNA, 2976 nt
Organism: Cavia porcellus (domestic guinea pig)
Lineage: Eukaryota; Metazoa; Chordata; Mammalia; Rodentia; Caviidae
Gene: Nars1
Product: asparaginyl-tRNA synthetase 1
Exons: 16
Coding region: 163-1959 (598 amino acids)
Biological process (GO): asparaginyl-tRNA aminoacylation
Cellular component (GO): cytoplasm
Molecular function (GO): ATP binding; nucleic acid binding; asparagine-tRNA ligase activity
Source: RefSeq, a predicted model, not a curated record
GCCACUGGGGGCGCUCGCCCUCACGUCGUAACCAAUGGAGCCCAGAUGCUGGGCGUACGCACGCUGCUGGCCUUAGCACCACACCACGCGAUGCCAGCCUGAGUGGAGGAAGUGGCUGGAGCACAUUGGGGAGACCGGGCUGCGGCGGCGGUGUUGGAGACGAUGUCCUUGGAAGUGACCAGGGCGGCAGCAGGCAUGGUACUGGCAGAGCUGUAUGUGUCGGAUCGAGAGGGAGAUGAUGCCACAGGAGAUGGAACCAAGGAGAAACCGUUUAAAACAGGUCUAAAGGGUGGCAUGGCGGGGCCACAGUUCAUAGUGGCUGCAAACAGCAAGGCGGAAACCGGCAAGAGAGAGAGAGAUACACCACCUUCUUGCCUUUACAUCAUAUCCUGGCUCCACCUCCAGGCUUUGAUGACAGUAGGAAAAGAACCAUUUCCUACCAUUUACGUAGAUUCACAAAAAGAAAAUGAGAGGUGGGACGUUAUUUCUAAAUCACAAAUGAAGAACAUUAAAAAACUGUGGCAUAGGGAACAAAUGAAGACUGAAUCCCAGGAGAAGAGAGAGGCAGAAGAUAGUUUGCGAAGAGAAAAGAACCUGGAAGAAGCCAAGAAGAUAUCCAUCAAAAAGGAUCCAAGUCUGCCAGAGCCAAAGUGUGUGAAGAUUGGUGCAUUAGAAGGCUAUAGAGGCCAAAGAGUAAAGGUGUUUGGCUGGGUCCAUAGGCUUCGUAGACAAGGAAAGAAUUUAAUGUUCCUGGUGUUGCGAGAUGGUACAGGUUAUCUUCAGUGUGUCUUAUCAGAUGAUUUGUGUCUGUGUUACAAUGGAGUAGUCUUGUCCACUGAGAGUAGUGUUGCAGUUUAUGGAACGCUGAAUCUUAUCCCAAAGGGCAAGCAAGCUCCGGGGGGCCAUGAGCUGAGCUGUGACUUCUGGGAGCUCAUAGGCUUGGCCCCUGCUGGAGGAGCUGAUAACCUGAUCAACGAGGAGUCCGACGUUGACGUCCAGCUCAACAACAGGCACAUGAUGAUCCGGGGAGAAAACAUGUCCAAAAUCCUGAGAGCACGUUCUGUGAUCACCGCCUGCUUCCGAGAGCACUUCUUUGACAGGGGCUACUACGAAGUGACCCCUCCAACACUGGUGCAGACGCAGGUGGAAGGUGGCUCCACACUCUUCAAGCUGGACUACUUUGGGGAAGAGGCAUUUCUGACUCAGUCCUCUCAGUUGUACCUGGAGACCUGCCUUCCCUCGCUGGGAGACGUGUUUUGUAUUGCACAGUCAUACAGGGCAGAACAGUCCAGAACACGAAGGCACCUGGCUGAGUACACUCACGUGGAAGCAGAGUGCCCUUUCCUGAGCUUUGAGGACCUCCUGAACCGAUUGGAAGACUUGGUUUGUGACGUCGUAGAUAGAGUCUUAAAGUCGCCAGCAGGAAGCAUAGUGUCUGACCUCAAUCCGAACUUCAAGCCCCCCAAACGGCCUUUCAAAAGGAUGAACUACACAGAUGCUAUCGCGUGGCUGAAAGAACACGAUGUAAAGAAAGAAGAUGGGACUUUCUAUGAGUUUGGAGAGGAUAUCCCGGAAGCUCCUGAGAGACUGAUGACAGACACCAUUAAUGAACCAAUCUUGCUGUGUCGAUUUCCUGUGGAGAUCAAGUCCUUCUAUAUGCAGCGAUGUCCUGAGGACCCCCGUCUUACUGAAUCAGUGGACGUGUUGAUGCCCAAUGUUGGUGAGAUCGUGGGAGGCUCCAUGCGUAUCUGGGACAGUGAAGAAAUCCUGGCAGGUUAUAAAAGGGAAGGCAUUGAUCCCACUCCCUACUACUGGUACACAGAUCAGAGAAAAUACGGUACAUGCCCUCACGGAGGAUAUGGCCUGGGCUUGGAACGAUUCCUGACGUGGCUCCUGAACAGAUAUCACAUCCGAGAUGUGUGCUUGUACCCUCGGUUUGUCCAGCGCUGCAAGCCAUAGUUGGUUUCUCUUAAGUGUGCAGGAAAGAAUAUGAUUCAUGAAAAGAACAGAUUGCCUCUUUAAAAGAAAAAAAGGACAAAGGCCAAAAUUUUCUCUUCAUUGUUCUCUUAGAGUAUAUCUGUUUCUGUCUUAUCUUUUUGUUCCCUCUUUGAUAAAAGGAGUGUACAUUACUGGAACAUCAAGUAAUGUUGAUAUCAUUAUAAGAGAAAUUAUAUGUUACAGAAUUUGGAAAUAUGUGGCAGAGAACUCAGAAGUACAUUUCAACAUUUUAUCCAGUUAUAUGAUAUAAUCAUUGUGUUUAGCAUACUACACAUUAUUAAAUGUCAUACAUAAUUAAAUAGUUUUCAGUUAUGUUCUGAACCAAUCAGGUAACUUAAUCUUUCUGACCCUUUAAGUGUAACUAUGUUUCUUUUAGUUUUUUUCAUUUUAUUGUAUCAAGUUAAAAUAAACAUCUUGAGUAAUUGGCAAAUAUGGCAUAACAGUUUGCUAGUAUUAGAACAACUCAACAGUGCACAUAACUGGUUUCUAAUGAAUACAGUCUUUUUGAAUCAGUUACUAAUCCAGUUUCAAUUUGUGUAACUCUGUUUAAUACUGAAGCCUUCAAAUUGAUUCAGCAGAACUUGUAGAAGCAAAAUUUCCUUAAACUUUGGCAUAAGCAUAAUUUGGUGGGGAGGCCUAUUGUGAUGAUCCUCAGAGUCUCUCAGCAUUCGUUUAAGGUAAAGAGGCAGACUGACCUUUCCUCCUUCUGGUGAGGUGUUAGAAAUUAAAAAUAAUUAACAUCCGAAUGUAUUUGCAGGUUGAAUCUUAAUGACUUGUGGAUGGCUGCGUGCGUCAUUUUCAUCACCUUAGGUGUGACCUAUGCUACCUAAUAAACUCAUCACAGGCUUAUUGAGUAUCUUCAGCAUAAAUAUGGUUAAUUUCUCCCCCAAAUGCAUGCUGUGUAUUCUCCAUGGGCUGUAUCCCCAGCAAUCAAUAAAUGAACACAGUGAUACUCUCUGCUGUCUUAAUUUUCUCAAA